AUGAAAGAAACAACAAUUUUUCCAACAGAAACAACUGCAGUAUUAAAUACAACAACAAUGGAAUAUGAAGAAGAAAUUACAAUAACAACUACACCAACAAAGUCUCUUGAAUAUAAUAAAUCUUAUGAAUUUCAAUCAAACUUUAGUCGUAAUAAUGAUUCAGUUUUUGUUUCUAUUCAUUCAAAUGCAUCUGAUACAUUUGUAUGGAUCAAUAAUACGUUUACUAAUAGUAAAUAUGAUAAUUAUCCAUGUGAAAUUUUAUUCUAUGAGCAUUGGCACAAUUUAAAUCAAAUGUUAAAAACAAAAAUUAUUAUUGAUUUCAAUCGAUCAUUCUCACGUGAUUUGGCUAUUCAACUUGGUGAUCGUUUAAUGGAUAUUGCAGAUCUAUUAUCAACAAUUCGAUCGAUAGAUAAUCGAAAUAACACAUUAGAAACAGAUGAUUGA
This is a messenger RNA of Rotaria sp. Silwood2, 444 nucleotides long. NCBI's taxonomy places the organism in Eukaryota, Metazoa, Rotifera, Eurotatoria, Philodinida, Philodinidae. The record is from the annotation of a GenBank genome assembly.